Molecule: messenger RNA, 387 nt
Organism: Fusarium mangiferae
Lineage: Eukaryota; Fungi; Ascomycota; Sordariomycetes; Hypocreales; Nectriaceae
Exons: 2
Coding region: 1-387 (128 amino acids)
Cellular component (GO): fungal-type cell wall
Molecular function (GO): structural constituent of cell wall
Source: RefSeq, a predicted model, not a curated record
AUGCAUUUCAUGACUACAAUCACAGUCUUUACUUCCGCUGUUGCCGCUUUCAGCCUCAAAGGCUGGAGAAAGCCUCAGGUUGCACAGCUCAAGGUCUCUGAAGCUCAAGAAAUCUGCGGGCAGGACACAAGUGUCCGGUGUUGCAACAACAAGGGCGGCAAUGGGAACAACAACAACCAAGGCGGAUUCUUGGGUCUUUCCUCCACGAAUCUGAACAUCUUCAACAACUGCGUCGACAUCAGCCUGAACGUUGUAGGAAUUCUUGAUGGUACUCUUGGUAGGAAGUGUAGUGGCAAUGUGGUUUGCUGCCGGGACUUCCCAUUUGCUGAUAUCACCGGCCCCAUCAACGACGGACGACCCUGCAUUGAAUUAAGCAACCUGCUUUAA